AUGUCUGCACGGCCAGCAUCGCGAGCUCCCCGUGAGCUUCGUAGGCCAGCUCAGGAUACCCGGCGAGCUUCAUUGCCGCCCAGGACCGCUCGUCAACAAAUACCAGGUGCUGGCAGCCACAAUGGAUUCGACCCCCGAACCAGAUUCUUGGAUUCGACUCGCGAACAGCGCAGACAAAUUCGCCUUCUGCCAGGAAAUCAUGUUGGCAAUCGCCCACUAGGACCUCUUGCUGGAGUCGGCUUCCAACCAAGCCACGCUCCAGUCUACACCUACAGUCCCGCAAUGACUAGCUCAAGUCAUAUCCAUAGAAACGGCCAAUACUAUAGCUCCCAGCCAACUCAAUGGUACGGGAAUCAAUUGACCCAAGACAAUUUCAGCGCGACACCUGACCAAGACGCCUGGUUAAAUGAGCCAGUAUCUUCUGGUACUCAGCCGCCACGUUUCACCACCCCAGCCGACGAAUUCCCCGGCCAAGCAGCAAUAUUGGAUCCGGAGAUCAGUCGGCGCAAGAUUUCUCGUCCUGUCAGCCACAGUACUGCAACCGCUUUCGAGAUCUCCAAGUACAAUGAAAGGCUUGCCGAUAUUGAUGAUAAACCCUUUGAAGAUCAUGACGACAAGGAUGUCGUUCAUGACACACAGGACGGCCACUCUACCGAAAUACCAGAGCCUACCAAGGCCAAGCGAAAGACUACCCCCAAUACUGCAGAUGGCGAGCCCAAAAAGAAGAAACUGGCAAUAUACUCUAAUGAACAACUUUAUGAUAAGCCGACAUCGACUGGUGAUUGUGCUUGCCACGGCAAAAGCAAACCUUCAAUAUCUGUCAAGGACUUCACUGUCAGACUCCGAGAUAUCAAUUCAGCAUUUGCUCAACAUUUCACAACACUUGCUUCGACAAACGACACGACGAACAUAAUUCAUAAUUUGGAAGAUGCUGUUGAUCAUAAACUGCAACCGAGUGAUUACGAAAUCGUCGAACGAAUUACUCAUGGGAUCUUCCUUGGGAAUGUGCUUGGUAGUAAGUCAUGGGAAAUGUGGAAACCAAUGUUUGGCGGAGAAGACGUCGAGGUCACUUUUAAAGGCUGUCAAUAA
Messenger RNA from Pestalotiopsis fici W106-1, 1089 nucleotides. RefSeq lists its product as uncharacterized. Lineage: Eukaryota; Fungi; Ascomycota; Sordariomycetes; Amphisphaeriales; Sporocadaceae. The record is from RefSeq and is a predicted model, not a curated record. The transcript has a single exon. The coding region runs from base 1 to 1089 and encodes 362 amino acids.